Molecule: messenger RNA, 1572 nt
Organism: Fusarium vanettenii 77-13-4
Lineage: Eukaryota; Fungi; Ascomycota; Sordariomycetes; Hypocreales; Nectriaceae
Exons: 7
Biological process (GO): transmembrane transport
Molecular function (GO): transmembrane transporter activity
Source: RefSeq, a predicted model, not a curated record
AUAGAAGAUGGCCGCUUUGAGACCUCAGAGCUGGUGCUGCAGCCGACCCCGUCCUCCGACCCUAACGACCCGUUGAACUGGAGUCGUGGUCGUAAAUUGGCCAACUUUGUCCCCGCCCUCGCCAUCACAGCAAUCAUCUUUACCCAGACAUCCCUCCCCAUCCUGUUCUGGGUUCUUUGGAUCCCCGAGUUCGGCUGGACCUAUGGCCAACUCAACGCUGCCUCUGCCGUCAACUACGUUGGAACGGCUGUAGGCUGCAUCCUGUUUAUCCCGCCAGCGGUAAAGUACGGCCGACGGUCCAUGUACAUCCUCUCUACCACCAUCAUUCUCGCCAUGGCAGUCUGGUCGGCCUGCUUAAGCAGCCUUCCCGAGUUAUUUAUCUCACAGCUAUUGUUCGGCCUCGCAAAUGCUACCAAUGAGACGAUUGUCGAAAUGACGGUCGCCGACUUGUACUUUGUGCACCAGCGUGCAACCGCCAAUGGCCUUUACAUGGUCAUGGUGAUGAUAGGAAGUUUUCUAAGCCAAAUUAUCGCCGGAUACAUGUCGGCCGACGGUAACUGGAGACUAUGCUACUGGGUUCUCUUUGCAUUUGAGGCUGCGCUGUUAAUCUACUUCUGCUUGUUUUUCGAGGAAACCAAGUACAUCCCUUGUAUCGAAGCCAGACGCCUCGAGACGGCAAAAGUCAGACAAGCUUCAAGCAGCAAGAAAGACGCAGGUUCAGCAUCCGAGAACCAAGAGGCAGAGCAAGGCUCACCUAUCAUGCCUCAAGUCUCAGAAGCCGGGACUCAUCGUAUUGACCCCAGCAUUCCCCUGCUCACUUGGCGACAGCGAAUGCGCCUCGUCACGAAAACGGAUCAGAGCCUGUUGAGUAUCGCGUGGCAAUCGGUUGUUAUCAUGUGCCGGUUCCCAGCAGUCAUGUACACGGCUCUGACGUACGCUUUCACCGUUGGUUGGAUCACGGCCCAAGCUUCACUCAUCUCGAUUGUGUUUACGCAACCACCAUACAACUUUGGUACAGUUGGUGUUGGCAACAUGAACCUAGGCAUCUUUGCCGGUUGUAUCCUGGGGUCGAUAUAUGCUGCGCUUUCUGAUAGGACUGUGGUUUGGUUUGCGCGAAGAAACUAUGGCUAUUACGAGCCUGAGAUGCGCCUUCAACUCAACCACCUCCCUGCUCUCUGCCUGGGUGGUGGAUUCAUCAUGUUUGGUGUGACAGCGACCAAGGGCAUGCAUUGGAUCUUUCCCAGUAUCGGAAGUGCCAUAUUUGGCUUCGGGAUUGGCGGUCUCGGUGACGUCGCUCUUUGCGUCUUGAUCGAUAGCUACCAGGCUGUAACUGGCGAGGCUUUCAUUGGAGUAGCUUUCAUUCGAAACUGCUUCAGCAUCGCCAUCUCCUUCGCCACGGUCCCAUGGUUGGAUUCUCAAGGCCUACAGAACAUGUGUAUUGUAAUGGGUGUUUUGGCUACGGUAACGGGCUUUCUUCACAUCCCAUUGCUCAUGUGGGGGAAGAAGAUUCGCGAGAGGACGGCUGAAAGCUACGAGAGGUUGGUCAAGGAAAGGGAAGGUUCUCAUCUUUAA